This is a messenger RNA of Verruconis gallopava, 1647 nucleotides long. RefSeq lists its product as uncharacterized. The transcript is spliced from 5 exons. Bases 1 to 1647 code for a protein of 548 amino acids. NCBI's taxonomy places the organism in Eukaryota, Fungi, Ascomycota, Dothideomycetes, Venturiales, Sympoventuriaceae. The record is from RefSeq and is a predicted model, not a curated record.
AUGCCGACUUCGAACAAGUUCGGCUCUGUGGAGCCUACGUUUGUUGCAAAGGUGCCAGGCUACACAUCUCCGAAGUUCUCAUUCGUAACAAUCACCAAUCCCGGCGAUCUGACGGACAAAGAAAAGAAGAGAAAGAUCCGCCAACACGCCAAACGACAAUUUGAUCGAUCGAAGGCUAGAACAUAUCGAGCACGCUUCGAGAAUGAAGGAGCACACGCCAAAUCUGUACAACGUACGCCAGCUGUUGUGCCGCUGAGUAAUGCAUCACCUGAGCCCAUUACAGUGGACCAGACGGGCGCACAAGAUCGAAGACUCGAACUCAUCCCUUCAGUACCCGUUGCUAGAUCCGUGUUGACAACUGCGCCCUUGAUACCCAUGAGCUAUCUAAGACCUCUCGGUGCUGGCCGGGGUUACGAACCGUUUAAGGCAUACCCAGUUCCAGCAACACCUAGAAUGAUCCAGUUGCUGGAUUUUAUGGUGCAACACCGAAGUUUGUAUCAGCGCCCAAUGGCAUCGAUUUGGCUAAGUAUCGGCAUGGCUGACAAGGAUUGUUUCUACAUCACUUUGGCCCAGGCAUCGAAUUCGUUAUCAAGAUUCCAGGGCAACCCUUAUCCUGAGACUCCCGAGUCAAUAAGGUUUUAUUCCAAGGCGGUUAAAGCGCUGAAUAAGCGCAUAUCUUGCGACGCUGACAGAACAAGCGAUGGCGUUGUUGGCACGAUUCUCGGCCUCGCUUAUCUUGACAUGACUUAUAACAAAUGGGAACGAUGGAGAGUGCAUAUGAACGGUCUUAAGAGGGUCCUUGAACUUCGUGGUGGAGCGAACACGCUGCAAUCUUCCUACGAAUUGCAAAUGACUACUUUUUGGAAUGAUAUUAGUGGCUCAUUGACACUUGACAGUACGCCUUGGUUCCCGCUUCCGGGCUUUGCGGCAGCUCGAAAACAACCAAGUUAUGAUCAUCGCCUACGUAAAUUUGAGCCUGAAUUCAAAGACGGCACAUCACUCGCGGACGGGCUGAGAAGAGCCAUUUACGAUCUUGCAGACGUUGCAGAUUACGUCGAAGGAAACGGUCUGAGCAGCGACGAAUCACAGCGCGAACUUUUCGUUGCACAACAGUUGAAUCCAGUCAUACAUGGCCUUCUAUCUCUUCCCCGCGUUUCGCCCGAGAAUGCAAUCAACGAGGGGUGUACUCAUCUUCGAGACGCUGAGAUGUUGCGCCUAUCUGCUCUGCUUUUGUGCGGGUUUAUUAGAAGGCACGCGCAAAGCGGCUUGCCAGCUAUUGUUGAAAAUCGAUGCAGGCUUAGAAACCUGCUACAUGACACGGCAGGCAGCUCGGGUUUGCACUUAACCCUGAGACUGUGGAUUUUAACCAUGUCUGCACUAGCUGACCCGUAUGAUCGAGCCGAUGAUGUGGCACAACUGGCUUUGACGAUGGAAUUGCUUCAGUUGCGAAGCUGGUCCGCGGCACUUGCGCUCCUGAGAAGCUUCAUUUGGAUCAGUGAGAUGCUGGAUGAAAUGGUGCAUGUCUUGGGAGACGAAGUCGCUACGUACCGCGCGAUGUAUGCAACCGGAAUCCGGUUGCGCUUUGGAGUGUUACAAUUUAAAUGGCCAUUUUUCUUUGCGUGCCGAAAACUGAUGCGAGGAUUCUAA